This is a messenger RNA of Apodemus sylvaticus (European woodmouse), 3716 nucleotides long. RefSeq names its product coagulation factor II thrombin receptor (gene F2r). The record is from RefSeq and is a predicted model, not a curated record. The transcript is spliced from 2 exons. Gene Ontology annotation, biological process: phospholipase C-activating G protein-coupled receptor signaling pathway; positive regulation of blood coagulation; blood coagulation. NCBI's taxonomy places the organism in Eukaryota, Metazoa, Chordata, Mammalia, Rodentia, Muridae. Gene Ontology annotation, cellular component: membrane. The coding region runs from base 466 to 1752 and encodes 428 amino acids. Gene Ontology annotation, molecular function: thrombin-activated receptor activity.
AGAAGUCAGUAGCCAACUUUUAGCUAAACUCCAAACUUGGCGAGCGCGGCCAGACGCCGGGAAGGAGGAAAGACAUGGAGCACCACCUCGGGACUGUCCCGGUCUAGCUCCAGGUCCCAGGAGAGUCACUGAAGAGGCCGCAGGCGAUCUCCGAGGACCCCGAGGGGCUGAGUCACUCCCAGGCUCGCCGCCCAACCACAUGGGGUGAGACCAGGGGAGAUUGGGGAGGAGCGAGCAUCUGGUACGGAAUCCCGCUCCCGUUCCGGAGCGAGGGGCGGCGGGCACGAGCGGAGGCUGCGGACACGCGCACUGCCCGCGGGGCCCCGCCCCACGCCCCUGAACCGCCUCCCAGACACUCACCCCGGGACCGCGCAGUCGCCUCUAGUCACCCGCAGGGUCCGAACGAGCUGCUCGCAAGAAAGUAGGUGACGGCGGGCGCCGGGCCGCGCGGGCAGCCUUGGGACAAUGGGGCCCCGGCGCUUGCUGCUCGUCGCCCUCGGCCUGAGCCUGUGCGGUCCCUUGCUGUCUUCCCGUGUCCCCGUGAGCCAGCCAGAACCAGAGAGGACGGAUGUGACGAUGAACCCCCGCUCAUUCUUUCUCAGGAAUCCCAGUGAAAAUACAUUUGAACUGUUCCCCCUGGGAGACGAGGAGGAGAAAAAUGAGAGCGUACUGCCCGAGGGCAGAGCAGUCUACUUCAAUAAAAGCCGCCCUCCUCCCACGCUGCCUCCUCCCUUCAUCUCGGAGGACGCGUCGGCAUAUCUGACCAGCCCCUGGCUGACGCUCUUCAUGCCCUCCGUGUACACGUUUGUGUUCGUAGUCAGCCUUCCUCUGAACAUCCUGGCCAUCGCAGUGUUUGUCUUGAGGAUGAAGGUCAAGAAGCCGGCGGUGGUAUACAUGCUGCACCUGGCCAUGGCCGACGUGCUCUUCGUGUCCGUGCUCCCCUUCAAGAUCAGCUACUACUUCUCCGGCACUGAUUGGCAGUUCGGGUCUGGAAUGUGUCGCUUCGCCACCGCAGCGUUCUAUUGUAACAUGUACGCCUCCAUCAUGCUGAUGACCGUCAUCAGCAUUGACCGGUUCCUGGCGGUGGUGUACCCGAUCCAGUCCCUGUCCUGGCGCACUCUGGGCCGAGCCAACUUCACUUGCAUGGUCAUUUGGGUGAUGGCCGUCAUGGGCGUGGUGCCCCUUCUGCUCAAGGAGCAGACCACCCGGGUUCCAGGACUCAACAUCACCACCUGCCACGACGUCCUCAACGAGACCCUGCUGCAGGGGUUCUACUCGUACUAUUUCUCGGCUUUCUCCGCAAUCUUCUUUCUCGUGCCGUUGAUCAUCUCCACAGUCUGCUACACGUCCAUCAUCCGGUGCCUUAGCUCCUCCGCGGUCGCCAACCGGAGCAAGAAGUCACGGGCUUUGUUCCUGUCCGCUGCCGUGUUCUGCAUCUUCAUCAUCUGCUUUGGGCCCACCAACGUCCUCCUGAUCGUGCACUAUCUGUUCCUCUCCGACAGUCCUGGCACAGAGGCCGCCUACUUUGCUUACCUCCUCUGCGUCUGUGUCAGCAGCGUGAGCUGCUGCAUCGACCCCUUGAUUUAUUACUACGCCUCCUCCGAGUGCCAGAGGCACCUCUAUAGCAUCUUAUGCUGCAAAGAAAUCUCUGACCCUAACAGUUGCAACAGCACGGGCCAGCUGAUGCCGAGUAAAAUGGACACCUGCUCUAGUCACCUGAAUAACAGCAUAUACAAAAAGCUAUUAGCUUAGGGAAAGGGUUUCUGGAAGGUUCCAUAAAAAAAGGUUGGAAAGCAAAUAGCCGGGGAAUCCCCUUAGUCCCUGGCAAGAACUGUGUUUACUUCAACACCUAAAAGAACAACCAAUGUCUGAUUUGCAUGCAUAAUUUUUACAAGUGCUAUCAAGUGUAUAGAUUGGAUAAUUACCAGCAUGGUGAUGGGAACAGAGAUAAAGGUUUCCAGUGUUGCUAGUGCUACAAUAGUAACUGGGUGUCACUUCUUCUAUAUCUAGGUGACUUUAAUCUAUAGGUGGUAUGCACACACAUUUGCCAUGCAGGAGGGAAUCUGCGCUUUGACACUUCCUUGUUUAUUCCCUGGCCGUUACUAUGGAAACAAUCUCAUUCUCUGGCUUAAUAAACAGAGUCUGGGUUGGUGGUGUUAGCCCUGGGCAGCUGAAGGUCCUCAUUGAUAGGGAAGGAGCCCAUUGUUUAGACUUAGCACAGCUUUCGCCUAUAUAUAUGUUUUUCAAAUUAUUUGAUAGUUAUGUUUAGUGUUGGAAGGAUGAGACCUGUGUAAGGGAAGGUCUUGAACAUACCAUAGUUUAAGAAUUAUCAAAGCUGUUGGAAAGCCCGUUUUGAUAUGGGUAGCAUUUUUUUUUUCAAUUUACUUACUUAAUACAUGGACCAAGUCUGAGCAUAGGACUCACCAAGACUCUAAUAAACCUUUCAGAGCAGCCAGGCCUGAUAACUAGACACAGCCGUCUGCAUGGAGCACCCUGAGCUGAAUCAGUACAUCGUACCCCUUCGGCUCUGCCUCCCACAGAGCAGAGGUGGGGACCACCAGGUCCACUCCAUCCUCCUGGGCAUUAGCUGUGGACUGACUGUAUCAGAAAUCGGCCAGGUAGGGUAUGCCAUCUUGGGAGGCAAUAACGAUGAAAGACGCCUGCACAUCUGACAAGCAGAGAACGGUGUGUUUACAUCCAGUAGCUGUCCUGCAAGGCUGGCCCUUGUACAGACAGACACACCCACAUGUCCUGGUCACACUGUUGGAUAGUGGGCCACAGACUGACUGACUACAGGAGAAUAACUGAGUCCUGCCCUUACUCAGGCAACACAGAGAGCUAGCUGGCAUGUGUCGGCUGGGAUGUCCGCACUGAAGAUACAUCAUUGCACAUAGAAGUUGUCAUCAGCUGGCUGUCACAUAAGCAAGGCCUCAAAGCUAAACCGCUUUGGAUAUCUGAGUUUCUGCUUCCAGUAGCUAUAGAUUAGGAUAAAAACACAAUACAAGAUGUAUAUUUUUAGUACAUAAGCCCUUCAGUCUAUAAACUCAAACAUUAUUUAUUUGCAAAUGUUUUAUCCAAGAUUUCUCACGUCAGCCAGGCUUUGUGGCACAUGCCUUUAAUCCCAGUACUUGGACAGCAGAGGCAGGCAGAUCUUAAACAAUUUUUUUAAGAAGCAAGCAAACAAAAAGUUUUACUUAAGUCCAGUUUUAAGAAAUAUAUAGGCCAAUUUGGUUAAGAAUAAAAAUAAUGAAAAGAAAUUUCAUUGAUUGAAAUUGAUUGGAAUGUAGGACAAUUAUCCUGUAUUUUUCUUAAGAGUUAUUGAAAUUAUUUUUAAAGCAUUUUUAAUGCCCUCGUGACAAACAAGCAUAUACAAUCUUCAUGCCUUUGACAAAGUAAUUUGAAAAUUAAUUUAAAACACAUACUUUUCCUGAUUAAAAAAAUAUGUUGGCAUUUUAAGCAAAUGAGAAUAGAAAGGGUGUUUAUUUAAGAGAACAAAGUAUUUCCAAAUAUUGUAGAAUAGCUUCCAUGAAAUACCUGUAGUUGUACGGUUAACUUAGUUUCUAUGUUGAUUUAUCUAAAUCGCUGACUCCCUGACCUGUGUUCUGUAUGUGACUUACUGUAACUGUUACCACUGCGCUUAUGAACUUUUAUGUCGUUGUUUUGUGUUCACCCUCUUUUUUUAAAAAAUAUAUUAAUAAACUAAAACCAUGCUCGGU